UCAGACCACUUCGUCUCGGUGCUGGAUCCGCGUCUGCUGCUGGGAUGCUACUUCGCCUCGGUAGCAUGAAGCUCGCCCAGCCAUCACUUUGAUCACCUCCCCUUGGCGUCGUAUCGCUUGGACGCUCUGUCCUUGAUGCCAUUGCGUUGGACAGGCUUGUAGGCACUCGAGUAACAAGGCGAAUGUGAAUCCUAGCUCCGAAGAGCCCUGAAACAGCACACGUACAGAGGGCGACUUGAGCGUGCAGAUCUCCUGAUAGUGUGAUUGGUGGUGCUCACCAUGUGUGGUUGUUCUGGUGGCGAUGCGAUGAUGCUGGAAGGUGAAGGCGGGACGUCCACGACCAU
This is a messenger RNA of Vitrella brassicaformis, 344 nucleotides long. Lineage: Eukaryota; Vitrellaceae. The record is from the annotation of a GenBank genome assembly.